Molecule: messenger RNA, 2575 nt
Organism: Aquila chrysaetos chrysaetos
Lineage: Eukaryota; Metazoa; Chordata; Aves; Accipitriformes; Accipitridae
Gene: TMEM278
Product: transmembrane protein 88B
Exons: 2
Coding region: 771-1310 (179 amino acids)
Cellular component (GO): plasma membrane
Molecular function (GO): PDZ domain binding
Source: RefSeq, a predicted model, not a curated record
ACACAGCAGUGUUGCAAAGCUCUGAGCGCCAGCUCAGAGAGGAAGACACUGCUUGUAUUUGAGUGCCUGUGACUGCAGGCAGCUGAGAGCGGCGAAACCACACGCUGCUCCAGUCUUGGCUUCCAGCUCUGCAAGGUGUGGGCAAGGACUCCAGCAAGGCAGAGAGUGGAGAAACUGCUGCUGUUCAUUAUCUUUCCCGGUCACCUCAUUUGGAUGGGAGUUCAGUAGGAAUAUUUACUUGGGUACAGGGUGAAGAGCAUGGAAAGAUGAUCUGAAGUCAAGGAACUGUCUGAAAGUGCCUAAGCCUGAUAUUCUUAGCGAACAGCAGUGCUCAAAGGCGGAGGAGGAUACUAAAGCUAGGCACUCUCUGGAACCGAGCACCUAUCAAAGCUAAGACAGAAACUGUUUGGGACCUCUUGGCAUCACAGUCCUAGGAAGAACAGCAACAAAUUCAGGAGUACUAUGGCUUCAAAAGCAAAAUAAUAGCUGUUGCCAAACUGCCAGCAGCCACAUCUACUUUGAAACUGAGGUUGGGACACUGAUGGAAAACAUUCUGAAAAGAAACAACCUGUGCUGGCCAGGUCCUGGGAAAGCAGGUGGCCAAAAGAGGUCUUUCCCUCUUUGCUCCAUUAUGAUCUCUGGUUAAGUGUUCUUGUCCACGUGUGGAAGAAGCAGGAAAAGCCUCUGCAAAUUACUUCCCAGGUCUGUUGCCAAAAGCAAAGAAACCAUUUUGGAUAAGAGCGUGGGUUGAUUAACAAUCUUCUUGAAGAAUGUCUGGCCAGGACGCUGAGGACUUUGGAUCAGAAAACCUCUCAGACAAGUCUCGGAUGAUUGCUACCCUCCCGCCAUAUGACAUGGAUGACCAGCUCCUUCCCAGGGAGCCACGGAGUGCCUGGUGCUGCUUGGCAUGGACCCUGCUGGUAGUCACCAUGAACUCCCUGGUCUUUUUCAUGAAUUUGAUCCUGAUGUUCGUUAUCUUCACCAUUGUGCUACUUCCUACCAUUGUGGUGGUUUACUUUGGCUUCCAGUGCCACUCUCGGGUGCUGCACUCAGCUGCCCGCUACUGCAAAAGCAUCUUGGAUGACAACAGCUCUUCUGCCCUCAUUAUCCUUGGCUUCGUCAUCAUGUCCCCUCUCAUUGUGGUGGCCAUGGCUAUCUACUGCAGCCUGGCAAGGCGUCUCCGUCUCUUCAUGUGCUUCCAGCCGUACAGCAGGGCCGUGUACAAGGGGGUGAAGUGGCGCUGGUACGAGGAGGGAGGCCUGUGCAGCUGUGCCAAGGGCUGGAACACUCAAGUCAAGGCCUGGGUAUGAGUUUCCAGCACCAGAAGACCUGCCCUAGCCGGCACCCUCUUCUCCCUGCCCUGUCCCUCCCCACCAUCGCCUCCCAGAAUCACCAUCCUGAGGGCUCUGCAGAUGAAGGCUGCGUAGUACCUAGAUGCGAGAAGAAGAGAGAUCCAUUAACGAGCCAUCUCCUACAGCUUUGUAAGUGGGUAGGAUUCUGCCCAUGAUGAGAGAAAUACAGAAAACACAAGUCCUUGAUGGUAAAGACAACGUUGAGCUCUGAAAAGAACAGGGACUCCUCCCAGUGCCUGCUGCAUUAAGAGGCCAGCACUGUUUCCAGUCUUGACAGCAUGUUCUGCCUCACAUGGGACAUAGAGUACAGGUUUAUAGGAUUAAACAGUGGUGGGAGCGGCUGCUGAUUUUGCUACCUGCCUCAGAGAGGUCUCUUUGGGAAAGGCAACCUUUGGUGAAACAUCCAGCCAAGAGGAAGCAACUGUGGUUCUCCCAAGUGUUGGACUGCCAAUGUUUCUAACCUCUUGCAAAGGUGUCUGUAGGUCACUGCCUCUGUGAUUUUGGGGAUCCACCGCUUUCCUACACGUCAGAUAUCCUUCCCCCACUUAGCAAUCCUUCUUUCCCAUAGUCUCUAGUAGUGCUUGUCCUCCUUUCACUGUUCCUGAGUCAGGUCACUGGGUUGGCUGUGGAAACAAAUGCUGAUCUUUGGGUCUCUUCCCUGACAGCUGCUGAUCUGAAAUAUGCUUGUCUGGUAACGGCUGAUGGUUAUUAAUCAGCAAAUAGCUCCUUGUCCUUUAUGCUGCGGUCAGGUGGUUUUGUCUGGGGCUAAAUACGGCUCAGGUCCAGUUUUAGAAUUCCUGGCAGGAGGAGCUGAAGAAUCACGGUGGCUGCUGAGCACUACAAGUUCUCCCAGGUCUGGGCUAAGAGCUUAGGCCUGUGAGGAACAGUGUAUAAUGCCUUGUUUUGAGGGUCAGAGAUACCUAGAUUUAGGUUUAGUGCUGCAGUUUGAGAGGAAAACUGGAAAGGGUCAAACUGACUGUUGAAUGCUACAACUGAGUGAAAAGCACAGUGUAUGUGAGAUGGUAUGGCAGGUAGGGAAAAGCAUGGCAGCUUGAUGCAUGAUUCUCUCCUUUCAAAUCGCUGUGGGGCUCUAAUGUUCAGUUAGUGGGGUCUGUGUGCUACUGAUCACUGCAAGCUGUGUACUCCCACUGGCUGUUUUUCCCCUGUCUCCCAAAUAUAACCAUUUUAAGUGUUAUGUAUAAAUAAAGAUCAUGCCAAAUCUC